Miscanthus lutarioriparius is the source of this 297-nucleotide messenger RNA. Lineage: Eukaryota; Viridiplantae; Streptophyta; Magnoliopsida; Poales; Poaceae. The record is from the annotation of a GenBank genome assembly.
AUGCAAGCAUGGUACCUGGUCUUUGUGAUCUCGUACUGUUAUAGAAUAAUAGGUAAUAAGGCACCAGGGGAGGCUGAAGCACAGUGUGCAGCACUUUGUGAAAAUCACCAGGUUUAUGCUGUAGCUUCAGAGGACAUGGACUCACUGACUUUUGGUGCCCGAAGGUUUCUUCGUCACUUAAUUGACCUUGGUUAUAAGAAAUCUCCUGUGACAGAAUUUGAUGUGUCAAAGGUUUUGGAAGAACUUGGACUCACGAUGGAUCAGUUCAUUGUCUUAGCAUUGUUGUUUAGCUGUUAA